This is a messenger RNA of Penicillium canescens, 228 nucleotides long. RefSeq lists its product as uncharacterized. The transcript has a single exon. NCBI's taxonomy places the organism in Eukaryota, Fungi, Ascomycota, Eurotiomycetes, Eurotiales, Aspergillaceae. The record is from RefSeq and is a predicted model, not a curated record. The coding region runs from base 1 to 228 and encodes 75 amino acids.
AUGGAAGACCCCAAGAAGCUUCGAAUCCUCUGGUCUCUGCCGUGGCUUCCGAACAUCCCUGGAGAGUCACCGCUAGGAUUUGAGACAGGAUUGGAUAGCGGUCACGGGGCAACAGUCUUGGACCUAGGCAUCACAGAGGAAACUGAUAUCCGUGAAAGCGCACGGGUUUUGAUGUUCACCCCUCUUAUCCCGCGAUCAUCAGGGUGGGAUCCCAGUGGAGAUCACUAG